Molecule: messenger RNA, 1672 nt
Organism: Sitophilus oryzae (rice weevil)
Lineage: Eukaryota; Metazoa; Arthropoda; Insecta; Coleoptera; Curculionidae
Product: neutral alpha-glucosidase C-like
Exons: 8
Coding region: 441-1619 (392 amino acids)
Biological process (GO): carbohydrate metabolic process; N-glycan processing
Molecular function (GO): alpha-glucosidase activity
Source: RefSeq, a predicted model, not a curated record
CCAAUGCAGAUGAUUGCUACAACACCACCGAAGACGUUAAAGAAACCAUCGGCGACUUUGACAAAUACGAAUUCCCAUUGGACGUGCUCUGGCUGGACAUCGAAUACACCUCCGAACGCAAAUGGUUCACCUGGAACGCUUCCAGCUUCCCCGAUCCCGUCGACCUAUUAAACUGGGUCGAUGCCCAAGGCCACCGUAAACUGGUCCCCAUUUCCGAUCCCCACAUCAAGAUCGACAACGACUACAAAGUAUACACCGAUCUGUUGGAGAACAACUACUUCGUAACCAAUCCAAAUGGCACUCCGUUCGUGUCUGAAUGUUGGCCUGGCGAAACCAGCUGGGUGGAUUACUUGAACCCCGAUGCCAGAGAUUACUAUGCCAAUCAGCAUUUGUACACUAACUUCCCAUCCACAUCCGCUCUUGGUGGUUUCUGGAACGACAUGAACGAACCUACUUUGUUUGAUAAUUUGUACGAAAGAUCUUUGCCUUAUGAUACCUUGCAUUAUGGUAAUGUUAAACAUAGGGAUGUGCACAAUAUUUAUGGUAUGCUCCAGACAAUGUCAACUCACCAAGGUCUUAUCGCUCGUGACGGAGGCAAACUGAGACCUUUCAUUCUUUCUCGUGCCUACUUCGCCGGACAACAAAGAUACGCCAACAAAUGGAGCGGUGAUAACUGGGGCCACUUUGAAGAUCUGAGAUUCAGCGUACCUAUGGCCUUGACCUCCAACUUGCUGGGAGUAGCCUUCUACGGAGCUGAUAUUCCCGGAUUCUUCGGAACCGCCACUGAGGAGUUGCUCAUCAAAUGGUACCAGAUUGGAAUCUGGCUGCCGUUCUUCAGAGCCCACGCUGCCAACGGCUCACCUAGACGUGAACCCUACCGUUUCAACAACGAUACCCAGAUAAUCCUUCGUGAAACCAUCGGAUUGCGUUACAAGCACUUGCCUUACUGGUACACCUUGUUCUACGAGCACACCAGAACUGGAGACCCAAUCGUACGUCCUCUGCUUUACGAAUACCCUGAAGAUAAAACUGGACACAGUCUUACCGAUCAACUGUUAGUAGGUAGCGAUAUUCUGACUUCCUCUGUAUAUGAGUCUAAUGCUACUUCAGUAUCCAUUUACUUCCCUGGAAAUAACCAAUCCUGGUUCCAAGUUACUGGAAAUCGGGUGGUCUUUGAGAGUGGCACAUGGAGUGAUGUUCCAGUUGAUUUAACAUUCAAUCCAGUUUUCUACAGAUCUGGAAGUAUUAUUCCUAGAAAACCCAAUGUCCAAAGAUCCACUGCUGAUAUUAAAGACGAUCCUAACGAACUUCACGUUGUACCAGACCAGAACGGAAACGCUACCGGCAGAAUCUACAUUGACGACUUCGAAAGUUUCAACUACGCAAACGAGAAACAAUACUUAUAUGUGAAUCUGGACUACGAUGCAUCGUCUAAAUCUGUUCAAAUAACAUCAGUUGACUCAGACAAUGAUGCAUCCAACUUCACUCUCUCCGUUCAAACGAUAUACUUGUACAACAAAAAAGACGAUGAAACUUUCACCAUCGAAAAAGUUGAACAAACCAGAGACGGAGUAUCUUUGGUAGAUCUUGAUCUUUCCACACAGCCAAUCCUUUUGUAAAUACUUUAAUGAUAUUGUAAUAUAAAUAGUUUUGAAUAAAAAAAAUAACUUAA